AUGACCAGAGCACAUACUGCGGUCAUCAUAGCAAAGCUGCCAAGGUUGCUGACCAGCUGUGGGAGGAUUGCUAUUGAACAGCUGUGUAUUCUCACAGGACAAUGGGGCAAAAUGGCCCCACACGAUAGAAGACAUUUCAUUGGCCGAGCGCGCGCAGCUUCGUGGAUUGGCAUCAACUUCGCAGAGUCUGCUCGUGACACUGGUCUUUCCCAUUGGUUUCGCUCUCUGGAGAGGAGCGUCUGUGUAGAGACAAGCUCUGAGGAUGGGACAGAGAGCAUCCGCCGCUCUCAACCUUCCAGCCACUGCACCCCCCAAAGUAACACGCAAAACACUCCCUGGCACUGGGAGAUUGUCGUCAAAACAAAUCCUUGGGUCAAAGGUACCGGCCAGGCUGUCGGGGAGGCCUUUCACAUCAAGGGCGCGACUCAGGCUAUCUUCACCUACGAGCGGAAGCAAAACGUGAAGUACGGCUCCCCGUCAUCGUUCAAGGGAUGUGUGCUCGUCGGCCACAUCAAUGCGACGGCUCUGGACGCGGCGGACCAGUUGCUGAGCACGGUACCCAUUGUCAACGGCAAUCAUAACUGGAACUGCCAGAACUGGGUGGUACUCGCCAUCUCUGCGCUGGAAAACCAAGGGAGGGCGUUCUUCAAGCUGAACAAGGGCAGGCCAGUCAAGCAGGUGGACCUGCUUGCGAAGAUGGUCCCGCUGGCCACGGCUUACGAUGCUGUGGUCCAAUCUGAGGACGAGCUGUGA
This is a messenger RNA of Postia placenta MAD-698-R-SB12, 753 nucleotides long. RefSeq lists its product as hypothetical. NCBI's taxonomy places the organism in Eukaryota, Fungi, Basidiomycota, Agaricomycetes, Polyporales, Adustoporiaceae. The record is from RefSeq and is a predicted model, not a curated record. The transcript has 5 exons. Bases 1 to 753 code for a protein of 250 amino acids.